AUGUACCUAAGAAGUGUAACUCGUUUAGAAAUGUAAGGGUAGAUUGAUGCUUUAAAAUUAUAAAUUGAAAAUGCUAGAUAGAACCAUGAAAGAACAAUAAAAUAAAUUCGAUCAGAACAUUAGAAAGAGGUAAGGAUGCUCACAUUUGAUAGAUUACAGUACUUUAAGAUGAAAUCAAAAAGACUCAAGAGAUUGUAGCUAAUGUCUAGUUUCAAUAAUACUUUAAGAUGAAGAAUGAGAACUAAAAAUUAAUAUAAGAGAAUGCAUUAUUGAGAGAUAUGCUUAGGGCUUGUCAAAUUACAAAUUCCACAAAGGAAAUGGAAGUAUCACGACUUAAAUAGAAAUUACGUAGAAUAGAAGGGGGAUAAUCUUUAGAAGUUCGUAAAGAGUCUAGCAAUUAAGUAUGCAAUAAGACGAUAUAAUAAAGUCAAGAUAAAAUGAACAUUAAAUUUUACGUAAACACUCAAAUUACAGACAUCCAACAUAGCCAUCAUUAAAUGAAUCGAAUACAGAACCAUCACCUAAAUUAUUGCCUAUAAAAUUCAAAGUUAAUUAAUGA
Molecule: messenger RNA, 559 nt
Organism: Paramecium sonneborni
Lineage: Eukaryota; Ciliophora; Oligohymenophorea; Peniculida; Parameciidae
Source: the annotation of a GenBank genome assembly